Messenger RNA from Tarenaya hassleriana, 366 nucleotides. RefSeq lists its product as uncharacterized. The coding region runs from base 1 to 366 and encodes 121 amino acids. Gene Ontology annotation, biological process: regulation of double fertilization forming a zygote and endosperm; double fertilization forming a zygote and endosperm; regulation of protein localization to cell surface. NCBI's taxonomy places the organism in Eukaryota, Viridiplantae, Streptophyta, Magnoliopsida, Brassicales, Cleomaceae. The transcript has a single exon. Gene Ontology annotation, cellular component: vesicle; extracellular region. The record is from RefSeq and is a predicted model, not a curated record.
AUGGAAAACAAAUCAAGAGUGCUUUUCGCGAUGUUCCUAGUUACGGCUUUAUCCAUCAGUGACUUUGUAAAGCCAGGUUUAGCUGAGGUGCAACAACCACAACAGUUUUCGGGACUUUUCCCAUCCGAUUUUCCGAUUGAUCUAUCAAAAUGUUGGUCGACCCUCAUUAACAUUCCAGGAUGUCUGCUUCAAAUAUCGACGUCGAUAUUUUCGGGACAGUUUGGGAGUAUCGGCAUCCCGUGUUGCAAAGAGUUUUUGGCUGUAAGCGAGAGUUGUUUGCCCCAGAUGUUCCCUCUAACGCCCUUCAUUGCUCCUCUUCUCAAAGAUAGUUGCUCUCGGACAGUCACUCCUCCGACAAAACAGUGA